This is a messenger RNA of Folsomia candida, 3697 nucleotides long. RefSeq lists its product as uncharacterized. NCBI's taxonomy places the organism in Eukaryota, Metazoa, Arthropoda, Collembola, Entomobryomorpha, Isotomidae. Bases 151 to 1224 code for a protein of 357 amino acids. The transcript is spliced from 8 exons. The record is from RefSeq and is a predicted model, not a curated record.
GGUAACAAUUUAAUUUUGUUUAACCUUCUUGUAAAAAUUUAAAUUGACUCAAUUCAAAUACUUAAUUGGCACGAUCUUCUAAUAAUUCCAUACAAUACAUGCAUAAAUUGGAAUAGAUAAUUCCAAUGCAAAAUUUUACUUUUUAGGCCCAUGCAUAAAAUGGCGAAAGACGGCAUUUUCAAAUCCAAGCGAAAUGGAACAGGACACAUUUUGCAAGAUUUACUUUCGUCCACGGUCCGUCUGACCCGGUCAAAUUUUGGGGACCUCUUUCCCCCGCAAAUUGAGGACAAUAAUUUAUCCCCAGAAUUAUCAUCGUUCUUCUGUUCGAUCUGCUCCGAAUCCACAAGUCUAAGUACAAUUACCGUCCAACAAAUGGAAAUUCUUGCCAAAUUCGUCCUAAAUCAGGAGCAGGUUUCUCUUUUUGAAGAUCAUCCUCCAAUAUUUUGUUGUAAAAUUUGCUCCUCUGCGAUCCUCUCGUUGGCCAAGUUAUCCACGCAAAUUGAAAAUAUUACGAUUUCUCUACGUGCCGUCAUUUCCAGGAGGAACGGGCUAUUCAACAAAGUGAAAAAUGAGGGCAAAAUUAGUGAAUUUUCAAAUGACAUCGGUGGCUGUCCCGCUGACCACGUUUCCAACAAUGACGAUGCUCAACAAUUAACUGGAUUUGUUGAGGAGGAAGAAUUCUUCAUAAAAGUAGAGCCCACGGACGACGACGAGGACGACGAUGACCGUCACAACACCACUUCUGAUCCUCUCUACGAUCCUGGAAGGCCAGAAUACGACGCUGAUUCAGAAGACAAAUGUGUAUGCAAAAUAUGUAACGUGAAAUUCGUCACAAAAAGGAGUCUCAUGCGACAUCUGAGCAACAAAAAGAUUCAUCCCGAGAUUCCUCAUGCUGAUUUUUACCACAUAUCAACUCGUAAAGUACGAAAGGAAUGGGUGUGCAAACUAUGUAAAAUGAAUUUCAACGUAUUUUAUUAUUUUGAUCGUCACCUGAGGAACAAGAAAAUACAUCCGGACAUUUCCGAGGCUGAGAUUUUGGCGCUGGAGUCGUCCUAUGUUAAGCCAAACUUUGUGUGUCAAGUAUGCCAACCUAAUGUCAUAUUCGCAGAUAAUGAUGAUUUCGUUCGUCACUUAAGGGAUAAGAAUAUUCACCCAGACUUUGCCUCGGCUCAAGUUCCCUCGAAGUUUUAUGACAAAGAGUGUCCCGAUAAUUCAUAUUAUUAAUCAUUGUACACUGCCCGUCAUAAGUCUUCGCUCAACAUUCGCACAGUGAUAUAUCGUACAAUUGGAAUUGUAUUUACUGCUUAAUUUGUUGCUUUUGCAGAACAAUUUGAAGAUCCUUCCCACCAUCUUUAUUUCGACCCUCGAAACUGGAAUACUUGACCAACUUGCAAAACGUUUUGCUAUUUUCUUCCAACCCACUCGCACAAUCCGCCAACCAGUAAAAAUAUCCGGUGAAAACCAAUAGCUCCAAAAUUGACAAACCAAUCACAAAAAACUCACGCAUUCUAACCGAGACAUAAACGACAUAGGUGCAAAACAGCAAAUAAACCAAGGAAUAAAUCACAAAAACAGCAAAAACUGGACCGUAAACUUUAUUAAAUUGCGACACAUUGUGGUCCAGCGCGAUGUACGAGUCUACCAAUUCUUCCAGUUUCAUUUUUGACUUUCGACAUUCCCGCUCCGUCUCCAAUUUCGCUAAUAUUUUUCCAGCAAUAAAGUUGUAGCUUGAUAAGAAGAAAAUUAAUCCGUGAAACCAAAACAAGGUCAGAAUUCUGUUAAGCGAAAAGGUCCAAUCCUGAACCGAACUUAGCAAGCCGACGCCAUCCAACACUCCGAGAACGGAAGGUCCAUACAGUACACUUUCCAGUAAAUAAAUUCCUAAUUGUGCGACCAAGUGGGUAAUAAACUUUGCCCGGGAAUAGUUCAAUUGUUGGACGAUUUGUUUCUCAUAAUUAUCCAAGGCUUCAAAUUUUUCGACUAGUUUAACAAAAUUUCGCCAAAAUUCGACAAAACACCCUCUAGUGGCUAAACAGUGGAAACGCACGAUUAACGGGGCAACCACACUGCAUAAUCCCCACGCUAUGUUUAUUAUCAAAAACGUGUUUCGCCCUUGAUUCUGCAAAUUGAGAACGGCCGGCUUGUCACCAUCGUCACCGUAAAUUGCGAUAACUAUAAAGGGUACAAAAACACUGAAAAUUAUGGCGAGAAGCCAACCCGUGGGGUACGAUUUGUACCAGGAGGUGUGAAUAACUUGGUUUGAUUUUGGGGGCACGGUGAGGGGAAAGAAACCACAGAAUUGUAAAAUUCUAAAAGGAAUUCGAGCCCCAUGAAGGAGAGAAAUUUUCGAAAUAUUUUUGGGACGAAUUGGGACAACCAAUUUAUUUUCCAUAUUUAGGCUUCAAGCAAUCUGAUAAGAUAAGAAAUUUGGAACGAGAUGUCCGGUUUCGAUGUAUAGUUCUUCCUUGGAGGUUUUUAUACCCAAUAUUAAUUUUUUGGGAACCAUUAUCUUGUUUCAAGCAAUUUGCUAAAUUAAGGGUAAACAAUGAUGAAAUAAUAUUCUGUGUAUUUAAUGGGUGUUGUCAAUAUUCUUUAAUUAAGUUGAUUAUAUAAUUAUUUUGCCUUUAUUAGGUUAAGAACUGGUUAAGUCAAUAUUGACAGUAAGGGGCCGUCCAUAAAUUACGUAGCGCAAACAUCCCGAUUUUCUAUGUAGACCCCCCUUUUAUAUGUGUAACCUAGGAACGAUAUCACUGGAGGCUUAGAAACCCAUCUUGCGUUACGUAAUUUAUGGACCGCGUCUAAGGUAGUGUUUUCUACACUUCGGUUUCACUUAUUUCCUGUGCAUACUGAGAGAAGUUUGGCCCUAGAAUCAUUCCUGGUCGAUUGUGACUUCGACUAAAAAUCUCCCCGGAAUAAUUAGCUUAAAAGAACAUAUUGUAGGUAAGUAAUUACAAGUAAAUUUUAUCAAAUUCGUAACAAUUUGUUCGAAAUUCUCAUAUAUACUUGUGAAAACUACAUACAUAUAUACGUAUGCAUAUAUAUUUCACUAAAAUAUACCGUUGUUAACUCGUAAAUACAAAAUACGAAAUUUUUUUGCUAAGGACACAACAAUAAAAUACUACAUAAACGUACUAAGGAAGGGAGACCUUUUAGAUUCCAUCCUCAGAUCGAGGCAAAACUGUCCCUAGUAUAAAUCGAUGAUAUAGUUUUAUAAAUAACAAAAGAUGUCAACUUAUCAAAAAAUCCGCCAUCACCCAAAGAUAAUUUUGAUGGAGGACACGACUUAAUAAAACACAAAUCUGCUGUCGUAUAUCUUCCAUCUUUGACGAGGUCUAUGAAACCAAGGGAUUUGAUGUAUGGAUACGACACAAUUUUAAAAAUUCCAUGAAUCACGAGGAAGAAAUCGAAUGCAAUAAUCGAGAAUAGAAUAAGGACUGGCAAUGGAACACCUUUGGUCCAGCUAAUUACUAAGUACAAGGAGAUACUCUCGCAAAGUGUUAUCACACCUGCCAGUAUAGCCAUGCUUGGGUAGGAAAAGACAAAAUUAUGGAAACUUGAUAACAAUUGUAAAGUCCUAUACUGUAUUAAAUUGAUGUAUCUGCUAUUUUUUCGAUUUCUGUAAUAUAAAUUGAAUAAGUACCACUUAAUGUACAUGUCAAGAGAUUAGUAGUAAUUAAACGAAGUAAAUACCUCUCCA